AUGCAAGCUGUGAAAAUGAAUAUCCAUCCAUCUCACUCACAACAUUCGUCCAACACUUCACAAUCGGUGUUCCUCCCCAAUGAGCUUGUAACUGAAGUACUUUCCUCCCUUCCUGUGAAAUCUUUUAUGCGAAUGAGAUGCGUGAGUAAGUUCUCUAAUUCUCUCUUUACCAAUCCUUUUUUCAUCAGAAUGCAUCUUCUUCGAUCUGCUCGAAACCCUCACCUUGCACUUGUCACUAGCAAGACCAAAAAUGUCGUACCCUUACCAGUAUGCCAUUUACUCGAAAAUCCUCUGAUCACCCUUACUGACGAACCUCAUUACCUUAUGGACGAUGUUUGUUUCAACCAAUCCAAUAGCCGUGUCAACCAUCGUGUUGUCGGUUCAUGUAAUGGAUUGAUCUGCUUGCUCAUUUUUUCAAUUUUGGAUCAAGAUAUAACAUUUCGUUUCUGGAACCCAUCCACUAGAACAAUAUCUAAAGCAUUAGGUCAUUUAUGUUUUUCGAGUGAUAGGGUUAAUCGACGCCAUCAUAGGGUUAGUCAAUAUAGAUCUUUAAAGUUCGUAUUUGGUUAUGAUAAUUUAACCUCUACUUAUAAGGUUGUGUCCCUAAAUUUUCAACCUCGCAAUAGGAUAACCGAGACAAAAGUUUUUAGUUUGGUUGAUAAUGUCUGGAGAAAUAUUCAAAAUUUCCCUGCGGCUCCACUUCAGUUUGUCUAUCGCUUCCACCCUGUCUAUCGCUUCCACCAUGACUAUGAUGGUGUUUAUUUGAGUGGCACUGCGAAUUGGUUGGGUGUUUUUGAAUACAAGGUUAAAUCUCUUGAGAAUUAUGUUAUUAUUUCUCUUGAUCUGGGAACCGAGACAUACACGCAGAUGCAUCUUCCUCAUGGUUUUGUUGAAAUGCCUUGA
This is a messenger RNA of Vicia villosa (hairy vetch), 903 nucleotides long. RefSeq names its product F-box/kelch-repeat protein At3g23880-like. NCBI's taxonomy places the organism in Eukaryota, Viridiplantae, Streptophyta, Magnoliopsida, Fabales, Fabaceae. Gene Ontology annotation, molecular function: protein binding. The record is from RefSeq and is a predicted model, not a curated record. The transcript has a single exon. The coding region runs from base 1 to 903 and encodes 300 amino acids.